AUUAUGAGUACCCAUAUCUAGUAAAUUGACGUGAAAAAUCGCACAAGAAGUUGGUUCAUCAUCAGCUUAUGGCUUUCCAUGACUUUGAGUUCCAUUUGGUACAACUGUAUUCAUCGUACUACUCUAGUUAUUUUCUAAAUAUCAGGCCCUUCAGCUUUCUCGACUAAUAACACAUCAACCAUGCCUCAAGGCAGAUUCAUUUGGGUCUAUAGCCGUUUGCUCUAAUUUGAACACUAUAAAUAUAAUCUUCCAGAUACAUUUUGUAUUUGACUUUUGAUACCACCAUUUUCCAAUUAGGGUUACUUAAAGUAUCAUGUAUAAAACUAAAUAUAGUAUCUAUAUUUCGCCUGAAGUCAACCACAAGCAUCAAAUAUUCACAUCUUUGCAUACUGUUAUUCAUAGCUUCAAUCACUCGUUGUGGUUUAUGAAGGAAUCCACAAGGUUCUGAGGCACAAUCUACUAUAGGUUGUUUUACAAUAGAUUUUAUUUUUAAAUAAAUAUUCAGGAAUGCAAAACUAAACUCCACGUUAGUCUUUUAUGUUUAUAUUUUAGACAACGUUUUCCUGUUCAUGAGAACCCAAUCAAAAAGGUUACCAGAAGUUUUAAAUUAGAAUUCAGUAUCCUAAAGUGUAGUCAAUCUGUUUUGUAGUACGGAUCAUGCUUCAUCAAUAUUUCUAUUUGUAAUCAAGUAUUUUUGUUCAAGUAAUUCAAGUAGAUAGAUAGUAUAUUCUAUAUUAUGACAGGUACUUUGGUCACCUACACCGAAUUUCGAUUGGUUAACUAUCCCUCAAAAAUGACUGGCUAUAAAUAAUACUUCACAUAUAACAAAAACAAUAAUUUUGUGCAUUUAUCAGAGAAUUUAUUGUUUUGGAUGACACAUUUACAAUGUAAUGUAGCUUUAAUUUGGCUUAUUCAAAUGAAUGUUCACAAAACGAAGUAAUAACAUAGUAACUGUGUUUUAUAAUGUGGAAAUCUAUUAAUUUCAUGAUAUUACUGCUUAAUUAUUUGACUAAGGCUGAUGUGAAUAUAAGUUAUGUAAUAAGAAAUUAUCAAAAUCCUUAUAAUUUGGAUAGCAGAUUAAGAAAAUGUGAAGCAUUAAAUGUUUUUGGUGAUCAUUGUGAUCCAUUUUUUCAUUUUGCUGCUUAUACAACAACUGAAAAAUGGGAAAAACGUUCAACGUUGCGUAAAGAAGCUGGACCAUUUGUAAACUCAAAGUAUAUCGAUCACAUUCUCGACACGUAUGAAAUACAGCCAAUAUUUCCGGAUGCCAUAGAAAUUGAACUUGAUAUUCAUGAUAGUGAUAUAGAUGAAGAUCAACGGAUAGCUCUAUUUAGAAGAACAGUUCCACUUGAAACUAAAGGAAAACAUGAAUUUCGGAUGGGUGUCGAUGUCAAAGUUGAAGCCCAUAUUGAGAUAACUUGUACCAAAGAUUAUUAUGGACAGCGUUGUGAGGUAUAUUGUACACCUCUAUAUGAUUUAUGGAAAUGUGAUGAGAAUACCGGUGCUAGAAUAUGCAGUAAACCGUGUUUACAUGGCAAAUGUGUUCUCACAAGUAUUAGUGCAAUAUGUGAAUGUACAUUAAAUUGGCAUGGAGAAUUUUGUCAAACUCCUAUUGAAUCUAAACUUAUAUCAACUAUUUUAGCUCCUGAUAUAAAAACAAUUCAUAUUGCUAAACCAUUACAAAUUAAUCAAUCAAUUAGAAAUCAAACUAGAUAUAUUCAUUUAAAUAAUAAAAUUAAUAAAUUAUCCAUGAUAACAACAACAACAACACCACCACCAGCAGCAGCAACAACAACAACAACAUUUCAAUCUAAUUCUAUAAAUAAAAUAAAACAAAUGGAGAUGAGAAAGUAUAAUGGAACAGUUCAAGUUGUUCAAUUAAAAUUUGAUAAUUUACAUAAUACUCAAAAUGAACACCUUAAUAUUGAUCAAUCUAAUAAUGAUACUUUGUUUACUUUAACAACAAGAAAUACUCAAAUAAAUUUAGAUCAAUCCAAAGUAUCGACAAUUGGUAACAAUUCAGAAACAAUGAAACAAUCUGAUGGUAACAUGAAUCAUCUAUCUGGUCAAUUUUCUAAUCAUGAAACACGUAAUUAUAUCAUUUUAGCGUUCAUUAUAAUAGGUUUAUUGAUAUGGCUUAUUAGUGUUCUUAUCAUUGGUUUCGUGUGUUAUCGCCGUCGACACAACCGUAAAGUAUCUGUUCGUAAAAGUGCUUUAUGGACAAAUAUUAAUUAUGAACCAAAUUUAUAUCAAACAAAUUUACCAUCACCAACAGAACCCUUUAUAAAGCAACAAUAUGAUCAUGAAACUUUACAAAAUAAUAUAAAAUUAAUUACAAAUAAUAAUCAGAUCAAUUAUCCUUCAUUAAAAAAAAUAUCACCAAAAAGUGUUUUAAGAAAUUCAUUGACUUUACCAAAACUUCCAAUCAAUGAACAUCAUCAACGUAGAUCGGUACAUUAUACACGUACAUCAAAUGAAUUAUCUAAAUUACAUUUUAGUACUAUAUCACAUAUACCAAUAUCUAGUCCAUCAUAUUCAAUAGAUACACAACAAACAAAUUUAUCACCAACUGAUAGUUGUCAACCAAUAUGUGAUACAACAUAUGAAGAAUUAACAUGUUGUAUAAAUGAUCAUUUACAUUGGAAACAUAAUAAUUUAUUAAUAGCGCCUAAAUUAACAACUUUUCAAUGACAAGUAUUUCAUUCAUUCAAUGCUUAUAUAUAUAUAUAUAUAACAAUAUUCAAUUUAUCAUCAUUCUUACCUUUAUUCAAAAUAUAUGUCAGAUAUAAGAAAUAAGUAGAAAAAAAAUAUAUAUCGAUUCAUACCUAGGUUGGACAGACUGGUAAACACCUCUCCUAUACGAAUUUAUUCCAUUUUCGUUCAUGAUUUGUCUACUAUGAUGUACGCAUGAAAUAUUUGCUGCAAAUACAAAAAGAAUUGAUUGUUGCAUAUGCUGCACGAAUAACAUAGGAAAUGACACCGUAUCUAAACCAUCUUAUUAUUUAAGUUCCUCAUUUCAGAUUUACCUGUUACUUCAUGAAUGUAUAUCAUAUAAAAUGCUGUUCUGCUUUAAUCGUAUUAUUCACAUGGAAUUUGAGCAUACUUUCUUUAAAGUGGACGAUAAGCUGGCAUUUUUGUCGUUUUUUUUAUAAAGAAUGAAUGUACCAACUGUAUAUCGACAGCAAAACAUGAAUUUACUAUCAAAAUAUUUAAGUGAGCGGCUUCAAACCUAGCUAGACUAAUAUCAUCUUAUAUUAAACUCAUUGUAAUUUCAUUCUUCUCUCUGCAGACUUUAUAUAUUAAAGGUAGGCUUUAGUAAUAUUACUGAGUAAAGACUACUAAAAUAGA
Messenger RNA from Schistosoma haematobium, 3348 nucleotides. RefSeq lists its product as uncharacterized. Lineage: Eukaryota; Metazoa; Platyhelminthes; Trematoda; Strigeidida; Schistosomatidae. The record is from RefSeq and is a predicted model, not a curated record. The transcript is spliced from 10 exons. The coding region runs from base 964 to 2691 and encodes 575 amino acids.